AUGAGGUGGUUUUCAAUAUUUUCUGUUUUAUGCUCAUUUGUCAAUUCUGUCGACGUCCGAGCAGCGAGGACAACCCGUAGUGCUUCAGGAUGUGCGGGUGUCCAGAUGGAGCUUGUCUUCCUCGCUGACGGAUCUUCUUCUGUCUCGCAAGUUUCAUUUGACUUGAUGAAAAAAUGGAUCGCCGACUUUGUCGACAAAUUUGACGUCUCGGCGACAGCAACGAGAGUUUCUGUUGUUCAAUUCACCGACAAUGUUUCGGACAGAAAUGGCUUCGGAUUUCCACUUUCUGGCAACGCUGGGCAGAUUAAGAAUGACUUGGCGAAGCUUAGAUAUAUGACUGGAAACACACAUGCCGGAAGCGCUCUCAGAUAUGUCCGAAACAACGUCCUUUCCCGUGCUCGAAAGACUGCUUCCCAAGUUUUGAUCGUUUUAACUGAUGGAGUCAGCCAAGACGAAAUUGAAAAAGCCGCUUCUGACCUCAUUGGUGAUAAGGUUUUCGUCUUCUCCGUCGGAAUCGGCAAUUCCGUCGACGCAAAUGAACUGGAGAAGAUUGCUGACAACUGCAUCAGCUCCGUCAAGCAGGAUCUGUCCUUCAUUGUUGACUCGUCCUCUUCAAUUACGAUUUCUGACUAUCAAAAGCUGAAGACAUGGAUGAAAUCGAUCAUCGAGAAGCUUGAAAUUGGCGAAAAUGCAUCACGAGUUUCGAUUCUCCAGUUUUCUGGCCAAUCAGCUCGCGCUCAAGGACGCUGGAUCAACCCCGUUCUGACUUUCGACAGGUCAACCUCAAAGCAAGCCGUCAUCGGCGCCAUUGAUGGAAUGAGAAAGCUCAACGGUGAUACAUGCAUCGGGGAAGCUCUUGAUUAUUUCUACAGAAACAUGUUCACCUCUCAAGCCGGACAAAGAUCUGACGUCGACCAGCGAGUCAUUGUCAUGACCGAUGGAAAGCGAAACUGCCCCGCGGAAAUCGCAAGGCCAGCAGAACUGAUCCGCGCCCAAGAAGCAGAAAUCUACGCAAUCGGAAUCGGCCAUCAAUGCGGCUACGGCGAGAACCACAACUGCUACGAUCGACAAGAGCUGCACGAGAUCGCUUCCAAGCCUGCGGACAAAUACGUCUUUGAGAUCAACAAUUUCGAUCAGCUGAUUUUGAAGCGAAUUGGAAUCCUUGGAGAUGUAUGUAAAGAAGCUGAAUGCCCAGAUAUCUUUGCCGACAUCGUUUUCGUCGUUGACUCUUCUGGUUCUAUCGGACCAAAGCGAUUCGGAUACAUGAAAAACUGGGUAAAGAGCAUCGCAAGCUCAUUCAAAGUCGGAGAAAAUUUCGCUCGAUUUUCAGUUGUUCAAUACACCAAAGCAGCUAACACCGUUGUUGACUUCAAUACUCUAGAUCUGAACUCAAUCACCCGCAAAGUCGACGACAUGGUCUAUUUCCAAGGUCGAAACGGCCGAGGUGGCAAGACCUUCACCGGAAACGCCCUGAAACAAGCCCAAUCUCUUCUAAGUGACAGUGAACCCGGGCGAAAACGAAUAGUUCUUCUUCUAACAGACGGAGCUUCUGAUGAUGCUUAUGGACCGAUUGCUCAGGAAAUUCGAGAUGAUGGCGUUGAUAUUUUCGCUGUUGGAAUCGGAAGAGCAAGGACUCAAGAGCUUGUUGAAAUUACUGGAAACGAUCAAAGAGUCUGGAAGACGCGAACUUUCAACAACAUCGGCCAAUUUAACCAGAAACUCUUGGCCGAGGUCUGCUCUGCUUCAGAAGAUGUAUGCCCGGAUCAAGAACUUGACUUGGUUUUCAUGCUUGACUCUUCUGGCUCGAUUGGAUCAGCCAAUUUUGAGAUUGCAAGAGAUUGGUUAAUUUCAGUGACAAAAAGCUUCCAAAUCGGCCCGGUGGCAACGCAAGUCUCCGUCAUCCAAUACACAUCGGAGCCUAUUCCAGAAUUCGACCUCAACGACUUCAAAACAGCCGCUGAAGUCGAAGAUGGCAUCAAGCGAAUGAGCUACGAGUUUUUCAUGAGUUAUUGA
Oikopleura dioica is the source of this 2013-nucleotide messenger RNA. The record is from the annotation of a GenBank genome assembly. NCBI's taxonomy places the organism in Eukaryota, Metazoa, Chordata, Appendicularia, Copelata, Oikopleuridae.